GCAUGGUCUGACCCAGGCCUCGUGACGGGGUUAUACGAGAAUCAGAACUCGUAUUUGUUACAUGCCUAGGAAUGCAACGAUCGUGGUGCCAAUACAUGAUGCCUCAACUGGUGAUUUCUUUCAGCGUCACGUAAAAAAACAUAUAUAAAACAGGAUCGGUUUGACCACUACCUGGCGAAUUCUUACCACCUCACCACCACUUUCACACAUCAUCUCACAGCUCUUAACCAUAUCCAUUCGCUAGCUCUUCAAACUUUCACAUUCACACAACUCCAAAAUGAAGUUCUUUGCUACCAUCCUGGGCGCUGCCGUCGUCGCCACUGGCGCCUCUGCCCAACAAGCCACCGUAACGAACAAUUGCGCAGCUCCCGUCUACGUUCAGUCAUUCCCUUACGAUGGAAGCACAUCCGGACCCCUAACCACCUUGAACCCCGGAGACACCUUCAAGGAGGAUUUCCGUCCGUCAGGUUCGACCGUAAAGAUCGACACCGACAAGACUCUCGCCCACCCGCUCUUCUUCGGCUACUCUUUCAGCUCAAACCCAGACUACGCCUACUAUGAAUUGAGCUCGGAGUGGGGAAACCCCUUCGGCAAGUCGCAUAACAUUCUAACGCCGGGCACUGGUUGCGAACUUUUCGACUGCGCAGCCUUCGACGCCGGUUGCUACAGCAGGCCGGAAGCCAAGAAGGUGUACGGCUGCCCUGAGCCCGUGGAUCUAUCAUUGACACUCUGCGUCUAGAUGGAAGAAACGGUGAUCGUGUCGCUUAGCUAAACGGACUUUGAGUUUCAUCGCCCGUAAGAGUUCUAGCUUCAACGGACGGCUGUUGACUUGGGAAUAGAAAAUAACGAAAAUGUUUAAUGAAUAAUCAUACUGCUACUUAAAAAUAUUAGAUAAUUGUUAGACAUAAAAUAUGAGUUCUUGAAACUUA
Molecule: messenger RNA, 929 nt
Organism: Hypoxylon trugodes
Lineage: Eukaryota; Fungi; Ascomycota; Sordariomycetes; Xylariales; Hypoxylaceae
Exons: 4
Coding region: 278-739 (153 amino acids)
Source: RefSeq, a predicted model, not a curated record